AUGACAUUCAACCGGCCUGCACAUGUUCUUGGGGGGUACAAUGGGACCAUCUUCGCCUAUGGACAGACCUCUUCCGGGAAGACACACACCAUGGAGGGGAGGCUGCACGACCCUCAGGGCAUGGGCAUCAUCCCCAGGAUCGCAGAAGACAUUUUCAAACACAUAUUCGCCAUGGACGAAAACCUAGAGUUCCACAUCAAGGUGUCCUAUUUUGAGAUCUAUAUGGACAAAAUCCGGGACCUGCUGGAUGUGACUAAAACUAACCUGUCGGUGCAUGAAGACAAGCACAGAGUGCCCUAUGUGAAGGGCUGCACGGAACGAUUUGUGACAAGUCCAGAGGAAGUGAUGGACGUCAUUGACCAAGGCAAAUCCAACCGCCAUGUUGCAGUCACCAAUAUGAACGAGCACAGUUCCCGCAGCCACAGCAUCUUCCUGAUCAACAUCAAGCAGGAGCACGUGGAGACGGAGCAGAAGAUCUGCGGGAAGCUCUACCUGGUCGACCUGGCUGGCAGUGAGAAGGUCAGCAAGACGGGAGCAGAGGGAGCAGUGCUGGAUGAGGCCAAGAACAUCAACAGGUCUCUGUCCGCCCUGGGGAACGUCAUCUCUGCCUUGGCUGAGGGCACGAAAACCCACGUGCCGUACCGGGACAGCAAGAUGACUCGCAUCCUGCAGGACUCGCUGGGCGGGAACUGUCGCACCACCAUGUUCAUCUGCUGCUCUCCCUCCAGCUACAACGACGUGGAGACCAAGUCCACGCUCAUGUUUGGCCAGCGUGCUAAGACCAUUAGGAACACAGCUUCGGUGAACCUGGAGCUGACAGCGGAGCAGUGGAAGAGGAAGUAUGAGAAGGAGAAGGAGAAGAACCGGGCCAUGAAGGAGGUCUACCAGAGGCAGGACGACGAGCUCCGGCGCUGGAGGAGCGGGGAAAACGUCCCUCAACCGGAGCCGCUGAGCCCGGGGUCGCUUGGUGGGCAGACUGCGGCCCCCGGGAUGGACGGGCCCUCCCAGGACAUGUGCAGCCCCUGCAGCCCCUGCAGCCCCUGCAGCCCCUGCAGCCCCACAGACUCCAUCGUGGUGCGCAUCUCCGAGGAGGAGCGGCACAAGUACGAGGACGAGAUACGCAAGCUCUACAAGCAGCUCGACGACAAGGAUGAUGAGAUCAACUACCAGAGCCAGAUGGUCGAGAAGCUGAAGGAGCAGAUGAUUGACCAGGAGGAGCUGCUGGCGUCGUCCCGCGGGGCCAGUGAGAAGGUGCAGUCGGAGCUGUCCCGCCUGCAGAGGGACAGCGCCUCAGCCAAGACAGAGGUGAAGGAGGUGCUGGAGGCCCUGGAGGAGCUGGCCCUCAACUACGACCAGCGGAGCCUGGAGGCCGAGGAGAAGAGCCACAAGAACAAGCUGCUGGCCGACGAGCUGGCCAAGAAGAUGACCCGCCUGGUGGCGUUGGAGGCGGAGCUAAGCCGUAUCCAGGAAGCCAGCGGUCGCCAGCGGAAACGCAUCGCAGAGGUGCUGAACCGGCUGAUGAGGGACCUGAGUGAGUUCGGCACCGUCCUGGGAUCUGGGGACGCGAAGCUGCCUGUGGAGGUCUCCGGGGGGCUCGAGGAGGAGUUCACGGCGGCGCGCCUCUACAUCAGCAAGAUCAAGUCGGAGGUGAAGUCCGUGGUGAAGCGCUGCCGCCACCUGGAGAGCCUGCAGACAGAGUGCCACCGCAAGACGGACGAGACGGGCCGGGAGUUGUCCUCCUGCCAGCUUCUCAUUUCCCAGCACGAGGCCAAGAUCCGCUCGCUGACGGAGUACAUGCAGGAGGGGGAGCAGAAGAGGAGACGGCUGGAGGAGGGCUACGACUCCCUGAGCGAGGAGCUUGCCACGCUCCAGGCCCGAGAGACUUUGGCCCAGGUUUCCAGGAGGGAGAAACAGAUGGCUGUCAAGGAAUCUGAUGAUAUACAGAGAGCCCUGGAGCAGCAGAUGGAGGUGCGUCGUCGGGCUCACAGCAAGCAGCUGGGACGCCUGCGGGACGAGAUCAAUGAGAAGCAGAAGACAAUCGACGAGCUCACAGAUCGUAACCAGAGGCAACAUCUGGAGCUGGAGCAGCUGCACGGGGACUAUGAGCACCUCCGCGGCCGCGAGCACCACAACAGCCGACGGCUGGAGGAGCUGAUAUUUCUUCACGAGCGUCACGAGCAGUCCAAACAGGAUUUGAAAGGCCUGGAGGACACCGUUGCACAUGAACUCCAGACCCUCCAUAACCUCCGGAGGCUUUUUGUUCAGGACCUUACGACUCGGGUCAAACGGGGUUCCCAAAUGAAUCCUGCCGAUUGCGGGGGUUUCAUUACCCAGAAGCAGAAGAUAUCCUUUCUUGAAAACAACCUGGAUCAGCUUACGAAAGUUCACAAACAGCUGGUACGGGACAAUGCAGACCUGCGCUGCGAGCUCCCCAAGCUGGAGAAGCGUCUGCGCUCCACGGCGGAGCGGGUCAAGGCCCUGGAGGGGGCCCUGAAGGAGGCCAAGGAGGGCGCCAUGAAGGACCGCCGGCACUACCAGCAGGAGGUGGAGCGCGUCAGGGACGUGAUGAGGGCCCGCAACCCCCUGCGCAGACCCUACGCCGCGCAGAUAGCCAAGCCGGUGCGCCCGGGACACUACCCACCAGCCUCCCCCACCAACCCCUUCUUCGUGCGGGGCUACAGUGGCCACGGCACGGCCACCUCCUCCAGCAGCACUGUGACGGACCACCAGACAGCUGCUGCUCCUCCUGCGGCCCCCCCAGCCCCGCAGCCGGGUCAGGAUCAGGAGGAGGAGGAGAAGGAGGAGGAGGAGGAGGAGGAGGAGGAUGAAGAGGAGGAGGAGGAGGAGGAGAGGGAGGAAGAGGCGGAACACGAGCAGGAGGUUGACGACGAGGUAGAGGUGGAGGAGGAGGUGGAGGAAGUGGAGGAGGAGGUGGAGGAGGAGGAGGAAGAGGAGGAGGAGGAGGAAGAGGAGGAGGAGGAGGUGGAGGAUGAAGAGGUGGAGGAUGAAGAGGAGGAGGAGGAGGAGGAGGAGGAAGUAACGGAAGCCUCGACAAAGGCGACCAACUGGAACGGCGCUGUCCCCGGCGUUGAUCGCCAUAACAACGGCACAUACGACAGCGCGGCGCAGAACAACACGCAACCUGAUGAACCGCAGAGCGCCACGGACACGGCAGACGAGAUGCUCGACUCUGAAAACGGGAACGCGGCCGACGUGAAUGACAACAGACGUUUUCUAUGGGACAACCAGGCGGGCUCGACGCCGACCCCGCGCUACGGCCUGCAGCCCGAGGCCUCGGCCAGCUAGUGAGCAGCGGAGGACAGGUGGCUGUACGUCCUGAGGCUGCAGCUAUAGCUGCAUCGUUGUCUUAACAAACUUCCCAUGAUCCGGAAAAUGGAAAAAGAAACAAAACAAAAGAUAAAAUCAUCUUUGUACUGUACUGAUCUUCUCAGAGUCCCUCAUUCUCCUCGCUCGCCCCUUGUCAAUCCACCCGUUUCAACGGUUCGCUGCUGGGAUGUGUGUGUGUGUGUGUGUGUGUGUGUGUGUGUGUGUGUGUGUGUGUGUGUGUGUGUGUGUGUGUGUGUGUGUGUGUGUGUGUGUGUGUGUGUGCGUGCCUGUGUGUGCCUGUGUGUGCGUGCCUGUGUGUGUGUGCGUGCGUGCCUGUGUGUGUGUCUGUCUGUCUGUCUGUCUGUCUGUGAGUGUAUGUGUGUGAGAAUGAGAAUGUCUGUGUGUAGGGAGGUAGUGAGGUAUUAAUACAAAGACCCCACAGCGGUCCAAGGGAUUAUCAUUUGAACUAGCAAAAACGUGCCAACCUGGUUGGCGUGGAACAAUAAGACCUGCAGGGCUAGUAUAAUAAUAUAUCAUCAAACUGUUAUUCCCUCAAUGAGAAGCGCAUGGUGGAAAUAGUUAUGGCUGAGCUAGAGCAGAUAAUUGUUUUUAUACAUCCCCAAUGUUUUUCUAUAAAAAAUUACAGUAUGGCUAUGGGCCAAAAAUGAAUUGUUGUUGUUCUGACCUAAAAGUUUAUCUGAACAUUCACAACAUCUUUUUCUUCAGUUUUAAAAAUGUUUCCACUAGUAUUGCAAUGGUCGAUUAAUGAUUAUUUAAAGUAUUAGUUUUUUCAAAUGUCUCCUUUAUUCAUAAAUGUGUACUCGUAACAAAUCUCAUUACCACAAAAACACUUUAUAGUCUUUGUGGUUCCUGUUAGUGGGUUUGGGUGUUUGUUUGUGUUAAUGAUCUGCUCUAAUGAUUUGUGUAGCAGUGUAACUGACCUCACCUCCGUAUAUUCACACAUACACAAGUACACAUUCACACGGACACACAAUCUAAAAACUAAAAUGUUAUAUCUCAGCGUAAUCAUGCUGAAAUACACAUCACCCCUCUAAAAAGGAAAUGUUUCAGAUGGUACACAAACCAAGAGACACGCAGAUGUUUGCUCAAAGGACAAAUGCAGGUUUCUCACAUUCGUCCGUACGUCCCAAGAGAAAGCAGAGUCCUCGGCCCAGCCUUCAUUCUUCUUCACGCAUUCCCUCAUUAGGCAUUUCUACUGUUGUAAUCGGAGUGUAGAAGAAAGAGAAUUUAUAAACGUCCAACCCUUAUUAUGAAAUCCCUGAAGUUUUGUAUCUGACCUAAAUCUGUAGUGAUUAACACAUUAAAUACUACUACCAUUGUGUUAUUUGCGUAACAAAAGAAUAGGCCAAAACUCGGGUUGAAAACAUUUUUUAUAAUGGCUGUGCUUGUUUAUGUGCUUGAGUUCAUGACUGAGUUAAGUGAAAUUAUGAGAAAUAACGUGGAAUAUUGAUGAAAUGUCCUCAAAGUGUAACCUGGCAACCAAUAUAAUCCAACCACAUGGACAAUGCUAUAUCUGGUUGAAUCACAGGUUUUGGCUUAUGCUGAAAUGGGUCCGAGUCGAUGAUGAUGUUACGAGUGACCACCUGGUUCUAAAUUGAGCCAAUUCUGUGUUCUCCCUGUGGUUUUGGAUCAGUGUCUGCUUGCUUAGAGCUGGAUUAUAUAAUGGUGUCUGUACACACCAUUUACCCUCCUGACUGUUGUGUUUGUUGUAUAACUACAGGAGAUGGAACCUACAUGCAAAAUGUCACUUUGUUCUGAUGAAAGCCUGCAAUAGGAAAGUUGGUACAGCAAAAGAGAAAACACAAAAGGUUCUGGACUGGUGACCAAAAAUACAGUAGGCUAUAUGUACCAGGUGUAAAAGAUUUCUGUGUUUACAUGCAUGAAUUGUGUGUCAAUAAUUGUCUGUUAGCUAUACAGUCAUUGGCAUGUUAUUCAAGAUCACAGAAGGGGAAAAGAAAAUGAAAUUAUAGAAAUACAAUUGUUAAAAAAAUUUAGAAACUAUUUUUAUAAUCCUAUGUAGUAAAAUAAUUAGUUUAUUUUUUUGUUAUUUAUUUACCUGUUUGUAGCUAAUUGUUUCCGGCUUAUUAUUUAUUAUUCAGUGGAGUUUUGUAUUUAUGUUAGAAGUAUGUUCUGUAUCUGUAUGCAAAGCAAAUUGUUUUCGAGCAAGUGUACAUUGUACACCGGUGCAAUUUUAAAAUGAAAGUAGUUGCACGUUCAGUGAAUGCAAAAUUCUAGUUUCCCAUCCGUCUAACCAAAGCUUAGUAUGUAGUUUGUUGGGAUUUUGAAAGAGAGCAUCUUGCCCUGUAAUGGCCUGUUUACAUUAUGUUGACAACGUCCAGCUCUGGGUUACUUUAGGUUAUCAGGCACGUUCAGUAUCGAUACUCCCCUGUCUGCUUCAACAGAAACAGUAUGUUUGGCUGGCAUAGAAGAUGAUACUGCCUUAUCAGCCAAUGAGGCAGGUGACCUUUGGAUCCUUUACAUUAAAGCAGCGGAUGCAUUCUGAGUUUAAGUCGGUGAAGCACUCUAUAUGCCGGACCUCUCAUCCUGAUCAGCCAAUCAGUACAAGAGGGUCAAGAGUGGGGCCCGGAGGGGACUACCGUUUAUUUGUGUUUUCAUCCACACACGCGUGUGUGCUUGUGUGCAUGUGUGCGUGUAAUCUGGAGAAUCAUUUACCUCUACUGUUUAGGUGCCAAGAUGCUCACUUUUUGACUUUGAAGAAUCCCAGCCAAUCAAAACAUUCCAUUUGUAUUACAUAGAGACUCAUUAGCGAUGCAUGAAGCACUUUUAAAAAUCAUUUUUUAUAAAGCUCUCAUUUCUCACUUUUUAGAAAAUAUUUUAUUCUCCUAAACCAUUUGCUUCAAUGUGAGCCGGUUCUGGCCCAAUUAGACCCUCUCCAAGGGAGGUUAUAUGAAUUAGCAAGUGACUAACAAGUAUCUUGUGUGUGUUUACAUUAUAUAAUAUAUUACAUAAACCAUGGAGAAGCCAUGAGUUGAAUGUGGCUGGCAUUGAUGGUCUCAAUCUGUUCCGACCUAUAAUGGGUAUAAGAAACCUUUCACCUUUGUGUUUACCUGCACUACGGAUGUCUGUUGACCUGUUAAAUGUUUGGAAAAUGGGAUAAUAAUAAUAAUAUGUCAAAGAAACCUUGAUUCCAGUUAAUCUAUUUGUCCUCGGUAAUCAAAAAAUAAUAAUAUGGCCAGAUAUCAAUGUGUAGUUGCGCAUCAGGGCCAUUAUUAUUAUCAUUAAACUAGCAAAUGAGGGCGAUAAAAGAUUACCGGAACGUCGGGCCGUAUACCGGUGGAACUCAUAGAUGGAAGUCCAUUGGCGAAUUGUCUUGUUUGUUUGGUUUGUUUGUACAUCUGUAUGUUGGUUUGUUUAUUGAGUUUGUAGCGUGUGAUGUAGUGCAUGCAGUACAUACCUCUGUAGCCACAGAAAAACAAACACCCUUGUUGACGCUCUUUCAAUAAAGGUGAUCCUGUCUACAAAUCAA
Messenger RNA from Gadus macrocephalus (Pacific cod), 6835 nucleotides. It is a transcript of the gene kif5ab, whose product is annotated as kinesin family member 5A, b. Gene Ontology annotation, molecular function: ATP binding; microtubule motor activity; microtubule binding. The coding region runs from base 1 to 3306 and encodes 1101 amino acids. Gene Ontology annotation, biological process: microtubule-based movement. The record is from RefSeq and is a predicted model, not a curated record. The transcript has 28 exons. NCBI's taxonomy places the organism in Eukaryota, Metazoa, Chordata, Actinopteri, Gadiformes, Gadidae.